Hansenula ciferrii is the source of this 624-nucleotide messenger RNA. RefSeq names its product protein-arginine N-methyltransferase SFM1 (gene SFM1). The record is from RefSeq and is a predicted model, not a curated record. The transcript has a single exon. Lineage: Eukaryota; Fungi; Ascomycota; Saccharomycetes; Phaffomycetales; Wickerhamomycetaceae. The coding region runs from base 1 to 624 and encodes 207 amino acids. Gene Ontology annotation, biological process: peptidyl-arginine methylation. Gene Ontology annotation, molecular function: protein-arginine omega-N monomethyltransferase activity.
AUGAAGUACGUUAUUGAACACAUGGAAGCUGGUUUCACAGACUGGGUUAUUUUAGAAUAUUCAACCAUCAUUAAAGAAUUAGGUAAAGAAAAUUUAAUCUUAACUUCAUUACCAUCAGGAACUACAGAUGCUGAUAUUCCACAACAAUUAAAAGAUCUUGGAUUACAAUGGACUACAAAAGAAGUUACUGACAUUGGUACUGAAUCAUUACCUAUUGUUAAAGAAAGAGUUUGUUUAUUAGAUCCAUCUGCUGAAACUGAUUUAGUUGUUGAAGAUUCUAAUAAAUUUGAUUAUUUUGUAUUUGGUGGUAUCUUAGGUGAUCAUCCACCAAGAGAUAGAACUGGUGAAUUAAGAAAAAAAUAUGGUUUCGUUGGUAGAAGAUUAGGUUAUAAACAAAUGACAACAGAUACUGCUAUAAGAACUACACAAUUAAUUAUACAGAAUAAAACACCAUUUGAAGAAAUUAAAUUUAUUGAUUAUCCAGAAUUUAGAUUUAAUAAAAUGGAAGCAACUGAAAUGCCAUUCCGUUAUGUUUUAAAUAAAGAUGGGAAACCAAUCUUACCAGAUGGUAUGUUAGAUUUGAUUAAAAAAGAUUCAGAACAAUCUUUAGAUGAUCUUCUAUAG